UAUCGUAUACUAACAUUUAAAAUACACAUAUAUUUAUGUAUUUUUGGGCUUUGUUGCAUCGGUCAUAUCACUAUACCGGAUAAAAGAACGGUCCAGUUGCAACAGGUUUUAUCACCACCAGAAAAAAAAGAUGGCCGCGUCAACUGACAUGUCGUUUUGGAUAAAGUUUUUCAAGGAAGCUGGUAUACCCGCUGGCGAUGCUGCUAACUACGCAGUGACAUUCACAGAUAAUAGGAUUACACGAGCUAUGCUGUUAGAUCUCACUAAAGAAUAUCUCAAUGAUAUGGGCAUAUCUAUACUGGGUGAUGUCAUUGCUAUAUUGAAAUAUGCCAAAACUGCUCACAGUCAGGAUGCGAGAGACAGGGCAUUAAGAGAUACUACCAUAGCUGAGGUUAUUACUCCAAAAAGGUCAACUCCUGCCAGUCGUACAAUAGGGCAUUAUUUAGGAAGUGCAGAUAGAAGUGCCUCUCCAUCCCUCACUCCAUCUCCUAAAAUCUCACGAGAACUCUCAGCCAGACUUGGAUCACCUACCUCAGAAUCCCUGCCAGCACCCUCAACAAUAAAAAUCACAACUCGAAAUAUUCCUAAGGAGGUAGUGCCUGUACCGAAGAAGAACCGUCGUGUGUUCCCAGAAGAUGAAGGUCAUUAUACUAUAAAUCUACCUCAAGGCACUGCCACUAAAACAAAGAAAAUACUGGCACAACAGAGACAGCAAGCUGAGUUACAAAGAAUAAGGGCAGAGGAAGAAAAAAAGAGGGUCAGCAGUAAACAGAAUUCAGUGUUUGCACGUCUUGGUAAGGAGAAACCCCAAGCUGUAGCCACGCCAUCAUCAUCUCAGCCAACAGUGACAGUAACAGGGCUGGGUAACAUCAAUAUACAAAACUCUGCUGCCCAGCAAUCAAUAUUUGCUCGUCUUGGUGGGAAGACAACUGUAAAAAGAGCAGCAACAUCAACAGUGACAUUUGAUGAUGAUGAAGACGAGGAUGCUGAUCCUAUACCUCUAGAAUAUGCUGGUGUUCUUAAAGAGUCUCCGUCCAAAAAGGCCAAGCUUGAAGUAGCUAAAAAGCUCAAAAAGACUGCAAGUAAAACAUUAGCUAAAGCCAAAGUUGCUCAACCAGAAACAGCUGGUGUGCUUGCCAGUAGUGUAAAUCAGUCAAGUGGCAGUAUCAAGUCUCGACUCGGACCUAAGGUUGCCGAGGCAUCAAGUACAACUCAAAGUCCUGCACCCUCUGUAGUCAAAAAAUCACUGAAAAGUACUCAAGGAAGAGUGGGAAACAAGGGUCUUGAUUCUAUUACAAUAACUGUGGAUACUACAUCAAAGGUCAAGGCUGGUUCAGGGUCAACCAGUGCAUCAGGUGUGUUCUCCAGGCUGGGCAAGCCUAUAUCAUGAGAGACAGCAAUGCUGGCCAGUAUUGAACUCCAGGUGUCUGGAGAUUGGGUUAUAAUGGUUGUACCUAUAUAUAUGAUUGUAGCAAUGAUGUAAUGUAACCGUGGCAAUAUUCAACCUUGCUUACUGGUACCUAGCUUUAAAGUUGAUGAAAGUCUUUGUAGUGCAAUGCACUUUGGUUUUGAGCAUGAAAUGCACACUGGUCCCUCCAUUAUGGAUAUACUGGAGUGAGUAAAUUGUGGUUUGUGAUAAGGAAUAUUUCCUGAUAUAAAGUUUAGAAUUGUCUGAGCUGUCUGUUAGCCUCACCCAAUUUAUUUUGACUGACAAUGAAUGAUAUGGGGCAUAGAAUUUAAUUUCUAUUUUUGCCUGACGUUAUUACUUCAGUUAACAAAUAUAUUUAGGAGGUUUUGUCUGUAUUCCAUUUCGUACAUGUAAUUGUUAAGUACAUGUAAAAUGAUGGGAGUUAUUUGACUGGCAAUACUGUUGUUACAGAGGCAAAAUUACUGUGAUAUUGUAUUAUAUUGUAUAAACAUGUGUAUACCAGGAAAAAUUUCAGAUUUUAUAUCUGUUUUAAGAUAAAAAUUUACUGAAUCUCUUUCUAUUUGUGUUCAUAAUUAUAUUUAUAAUUUACUUGGCAAGAAAUGCUAACAUGUCUGGGUAUUUUUGGCUGAUUAAAUAAAUGUUAUGAGAGUGGUAUCAAUAAGAAAACUAAGGCAAACAAUAAGGCGUUGGUGAUUUAUAUUAAGCUUAAACAACUGACAGCUUGGGCCAGGGUCAAGAUAGUUUUGUUAGAUAGAAUUAGGCCAAAGGCAGGAAUGCUGUACUUAUAAAAAAAUACUACAGUGUUUCAAUUUGGGACGGGACAACUAAAUAAAAAGAUAUACUUUAUUGAAAGUUAUGAUAAUUUUAUAUAGGUAAAUCUUUGAGACAACGAAGUUGUUACAUUAACAGAAAAGUUGAAAUAGAAGCACAUAUCAAAUCAAGCUAAAUAUUUUUAAGAAAAUCAAUUUUUGAAUGGUACAGAUACUGAAAAUCUGUAUUCAUUUUUCUUUAGCAUUUGACGAUAGAAUUUUGUUAUUAUGCUGCUCAUAAUUAUAUUCUGUAUACAUGUCAUACAUGAAAACAACAGUGAAAUAAAUACAGUUUGUGAAAAUCAUUGGAUGUAUCAUAUGAAAUGUGUCUACUUUUCAAAUUUGAUGUGCUACCCUAAAUUUUGAUAGAUUCUAUAUACCUAAUUGAUUUGUCAUUGUAAAUAAUGAACAAAAAGAUCUUGCAUUCAUGAAAUUGCUUAAUCAUUUUAUUUAUUUUAAGAAUUUUUUCUAAAAAUUCUUGUGAGUGUAUUUUUUAUUUCAUGAUAUCUAUGACAUAUUCUACUUUGUAAAGAAGUCCAUGCUUUCUUGAAAUAACUUUUCAUUUUAUUUUAGGGUUGAUCAAUAUAUACUUUUAUUUUUGUAGGGCAUUUGUUAGCUGAAGAUAGAAAUAUACUAAAUUAUUUUAGCAAUACAAUACCUGAAACAAA
Messenger RNA from Ruditapes philippinarum (Manila clam), 2906 nucleotides. RefSeq lists its product as uncharacterized. Gene Ontology annotation, cellular component: nucleus. The transcript is spliced from 9 exons. The coding region runs from base 131 to 1390 and encodes 419 amino acids. The record is from RefSeq and is a predicted model, not a curated record. Gene Ontology annotation, molecular function: protein binding. Lineage: Eukaryota; Metazoa; Mollusca; Bivalvia; Venerida; Veneridae.